This is a messenger RNA of Odobenus rosmarus divergens (Pacific walrus), 3621 nucleotides long. It is a transcript of the gene PCDH11X, whose product is annotated as protocadherin 11 X-linked. NCBI's taxonomy places the organism in Eukaryota, Metazoa, Chordata, Mammalia, Carnivora, Odobenidae. The transcript has 4 exons. Gene Ontology annotation, molecular function: calcium ion binding. The record is from RefSeq and is a predicted model, not a curated record. Gene Ontology annotation, cellular component: plasma membrane. Gene Ontology annotation, biological process: homophilic cell-cell adhesion. The annotation marks the transcript as partial.
GAGGUACAGAACUGAACACAAGGACUAUUGUAUAAAACAUUCAUUACCAAUAGAAGAGUUACAUUUGAAAGUCAUAUUAUAAUAAAGAAUAAUGAUUAUACUUUUUGAUUAGUCAUAAAUAUACGUUACUUUACUUAAGUAUUGAAUUAAGUGUUUUUAAUUAUUUUUAUUAACUUUAUCUAUCUUGGUAUAUCUUUUAUAUAUUUUAUCAAUGACGACCACUUUUACAAAUACUGAGUCUUUUAAUUACUGGAGGUAUGUUGUAUAAUUUACCUUUUAUCUUUAUGAAAAACGCAUAACAUUAUUUAAGAGUCAAUUGUGCUAAUAUUUUAAGGAUUUUAAAACUGAACAUUUAGUUAACAUACAUUUAAUGGUUGGUUGGCUUUAAUAAUUUCUUCUUCCUCUUCUUUUUUUUCCCAUUUCUUUUUGACAGUUUUCUGUGGGUUGAUACAGAGAACCAUCACAAUUGUGCCUGGUAUGGACUUGUUGUCUGGGACGUAUAUAUUUGCGGUCCUUUUAGCAUGUGUCGUAUUUCAGUCUGGCGCCCAGGAGAAAAACUACACCGUCCGAGAAGAAAUGCCAGAAAAUGUUCUGAUAGGCGACUUGCUGAAAGACCUCAACUUGUCACUGAUUCCAGACAAGUCCUUAACAUCUCCUAUGCAGUUUAAGCUAGUGUAUAAGACUGGUGAUGUGCCACUGAUUCGAAUUGAAGAAGGUACUGGUGAGAUCUUCACUGCUGGAACUCGCAUUGAUCGUGAGAAAUUGUGUGCUGGUAUCCUGGUGGAAACCCGUUGCUUUUAUGAAGUGGAGGUUGCUGUUUUGCCAGAUGAAAUAUUUAGACUGGUUAAGAUACGUUUUCUGAUAGAAGAUGUAAAUGAUAAUGCACCAUUAUUCCCAGCAACAGUUAUCAACGUAUCAAUUCCGGAGAAUUCGGCUAUAAACUCUCGAUAUGCUCUCCCAGCAGCCAUUGAUCCUGACAUAGGAAUAAAUGGAGUUCAAAACUACCAGUUAAUUAAGGGUCAAAGUAUUUUUGGACUUGAUGUCAUUGAAACACCAGAAGGGGACAAGAUGCCACAACUGAUUGUUCAAAAGGAGUUAGAUAGGGAAGAGAAGGAUACAUAUAUAAUGAAAGUAAAGGUUGAAGAUGGUGGCUUUCCUCAAAGAUCAAGUACUGCUAUUUUGCAAAUAAUUGUUGCUGACACAAAUGACAACAGCCCAGUCUUCAAGGAGGAUGGGAUUGAAGUCAAUAUACCAGAAAAUUCUCCUGUAGGUACUUCAGUGACACAACUCCAUGCCACAGAUGCUGACAUAGGUGAAAAUGCCAAGAUUCACUUCUAUUUCAGCAAUCUAGUCUCCAACAUCGCCAAGAGGCUAUUUCACCUCAACACCACCACUGGACUUAUCACAAUCAAACAACCACUGGAUAGGGAGGAAUCACCAAACCACAAGUUACUGGUUUUGGCAAGUGAUGGUGGAUUGAUGCCAGCAAGAGCAAUGGUUCUAGUAAAUGUUACAGAUAUCAAUGAUAAUGCCCCAUCAAUUGACAUAAGAUACAUCAUUAAUCCAAUCAAUGGCACUGUGGUUCUUUCAGAAAAUGCUCCACUUAACACCAAAAUUGCUCUCAUAACUGUGACAGAUAAAGAUGCUGACCAUAAUGGCAUGGUGACAUGCUUCACAGAUCAUGAAGUCCCUUUCAGAUUAAGGCCAGUAUUCAGUAAUCAGUUCCUCCUGGAGACUGCUGCAUAUCUUGACUAUGAGUCCACAAGAGAAUAUGCCAUUAAAAUACUAGCUGCAGAUGCUGGCAAACCUCCUUUGAAUCAAUCAUCCAUGCUCCUUGUCAAAGUGAAGGAUGAAAAUGACAAUGCUCCUGCUUUCACCCAGCCUUUCAUAAGUCUUUCUCUUCCUGAGAAUAACUCUCCUGGCACCAAGUUGACAAAAAUAAGUGCAAUGGAUGCGGACAGUGGGCACAAUGCUGAGAUCAAUUAUCUGCUAGGUGUUGAUGCUCCAUCUGAAUUCAACCUAGAUCGUCAUACAGGCAUUCUGACUGCAGUGAAGAAACUGGAUAGAGAAAAACGGGAAAAAUAUUCCUUCACAGUUCUGGCAAAAGAUAAUGGGAUGCCAUCCUUAAUAACCAAUGCCACAGUUUUAGUGACCAUUCUUGAUCAGAAUGACAACAGUCCAAUUUUUACUCACAAUGAGUACAACUUCUAUGUUCCAGAAAGCCUUCCAAGACAUGGCACAGUAGGACUGAUCACUGUAACUGAUCCGGAUUAUGGAGAAAAUUCUGCAGUCACUCUCUCCAUUUUAAAUGUGAAUGAUGACUUCACCAUUGAUCCACAGUCUGGUGUUAUCCAACCAAAUAUUUCAUUUGACAGAGAAAAACAAGAAUCUUAUACUUUCUAUGUAAAGGCUGAGGAUGGUGGUAAGGUAUCACAGUCUUCAACUGCCAAAGUGACCAUAAAUGUGGUUGAUGUCAAUGACAACAAACCAGUUUUCAUUGUCCCUUCUUCCAAUAACUCCUAUGAAUUGGUUCUACCAUCCACUAAUCCAGGCACAGUGGUCUUCACAGUACUUGCUGUUGACAAUGAUACUGGCAUGAAUGCAGAGCUUCGUUACAGCAUUGUAGGAGGAAACACAAGAAGUUUGUUUAUAAUUGACCAAACAACAGGCAACAUCACACUAACAGAGAAAUGUGUUGUUACAGACCUUGGUUUACACAGAUUGAUAGUUAAAGCUAAGGACUUAGGACAACCUGAAUCUCUCUUCAAUGUUGUUAUUGUUAAUCUAUUUGUGAAUGAAUCAGUGACCAAUGCUACAUGGAUUCAUGAACUGGUGCACGAAAACAAUGAAACACCAGUGACCCCAAAUAUUGAGACAACUGAUGCAUCCUCACCCACCAGUGACUAUGUCAAGAUCAUGGUUGCUAUUAUUGCUGGCACCAUAACUGUCAUCCUUGUUAUUUUCAUUACUGCUGUAGCAAGAUGCCAUCAAUUGCCACACAUUAAGGCUGCUCAGAAAAACAAGCAGAAUUCUGAAUGGGUUACUCCAAACCCAGAAAACAGGCAGAUGAUAAUGAUGAUGAUGAAGAAGAAGAAGAAGAAAAAGAAGAAGAAAAAGAAGAAGCAUGCCCCUAAGAACUUGCUGCUUAACUUUGUCACUAUUGAAGAAACUAAAGCAGAUGAUGCUGACAGUGAUGGAAACAGCGUCACACUAGACCUUCCCAUUGAGCUGGAAGAAAAAAAGAUCGGCAAGUACAACUGGGGCACUAUACCUACUACCUUCAAGCCUGACAGCCCUGAUUUGGCCAGGCACUACAAAUCUGCCUCUCCACAGCCUGCCUUCCAUAUCCAGCCUGAAACUCCCCUGAAUUCAAAGCACCAAAUCAUCCAGGAACUGCCACUUGAUAACACCUUUGUGGCCUGUGAUUCCAUCUCUAAGUGUUCUUCCAGCAGUUCUGAUCCUUGCAAUGUUUCUGAGUGCAGCUAUUCAGUGACAACUUUCAAAACUCCUGUGUCUGUACACACUAGACUGCCAAUGAAGGAGGUUGUACGAUCUCACACCCCGGUGAAAGAGUCAACAACUGUGGAGAUCUGGAUUCAUCCCCAACCACAGAAACAAACU